AUGACGUCCUAUGAGGACAGUGUCUUGGGCCAUGCCUACCGCACUCUGUUGCGCAUUGGUUUGCCCGCCUAUACCAUGCACUUCAAAAGUCCGACAUAUAUGCGCGAGUCCAUGCUGGAGAGACUGGACAGGACCGUGUGCAAAGCUAUACUCAAGGAUUCUGCUCAGCUGCCUGAAGUCAGGGAAGGCCUAGGCACCAACGACAACGUCUGGAAAGACAUGGUUACCUUGUUUCGCGCCGCCAUCCCCUCGCUCGAACGCCGCUCUUUUGCCGUCUGGGAUCCUUCCGCCGUCGAUUACGAAUCUACUUCUGGUGCCCUCAUCGCUCAAAACUACCCUGGAUUGUGGAAAGAUUUGGAGAGACUCAACGAUCUGGUCUCGAUACUGCGCAACACUUUGACUAUCGGAGAGAGGGCUCAGGACUUGGCUGCUGAGUGUACCUUCGACCAAGAAAUAUUCAGACUGAUCAACUGCUGCGUGCGAGUCACGGCAAGGGGUUUCGAUGGUGAUGCUGGUACUGGUGAUGAGGAGAAAUGGCAGUGGAUUGUGAAUGCCUACAAGAAGUUGCUCAUAACAUCUCUACAAUUUUUGAACAACUUGGUCGCUCGCAACGAACGGAGGAAGCUGAUGCUAUGGGUUGCUCUGUUCGAUAACUCUACAGAAGGCAUUCUGGCCGAAGACACCGACGACACUGCUGGAGGCCAGACUGCACUCGGCGACAUGCCCAAGCCACCCGUCUCUACUGGCGACAUUCUGGUAGCCCUCGGAGAAACGAGCAGGGCCACUUACGACGCUGCACAAGACGCCCUGCAUGCAAAACGACUACUUGCAAACAAGGACCAGAUGAAACCACCUUCGAGGCCCGUCUCUGGUUAUGUGCUGUUUGUUAGGCAACAUCAGGCAGAGACCAGAGAGGCCCUGGGCCCAACCGCGACUCCGGACAGCGUCGCAAAAGCACUUUCCGCAAGGUGGAGUAUUCUGUCGGACAAGGAGAAGACGACUUUCAACAAACAGUACGAUGUCCUGGCGCAACAGUAUGAAAAGGAAAUGGCCGCUUACCAAGAUGCCCGACGUCUUGCACAAGCAGAAAAGGACAAGUCUGACCGAGCACACGCCAAUCAAGUUGCUGCACGCAUCGCCUCCAUCGAGGAGCAGCUUGGUGAUCGUAUGAAGCCCGAAGGCACCAAAGUCGCCCCUAUGGAACCUCCGGUGUACAACGCAGAUGGAGCCAUCGCAUUCCCGGACGAGAAGACUUCCACAGGACCUAGACCGGUGGCCGAGGACGACUACAAGAUGAUGUUUACCGCCUCAGCAGGCGCAAAGAUCCUUGAGAGCGGCAAAUCGGAACUCAUGAAACGACUAGAGAACUAUCCUCUUCCACCACAACAAACUCAGAUUGCAAGUCCAGCAUCACCAAUCGCUUCUCCGUCCUCACCGGUAUAUGAGAAUCGAACGGACGAGGAUGAUGUGGGCUUGGACGAAGAAAGUGAGGAAGAAGAGAGCGAAGACGAAGAUGAGUAUCCUGGUUCCAGCGAGGAUGGACGCGGCCUCUUGACAGAUGUUCCCCUAAUCCUAGGACCGUCUGAAAUCGAAGUCUUACCCAUGAUUGUCAUGUCUGGAAUCGUCCCACCCGCGAAAUCUACACAAGCUGGAACGACAACUGAGGAAACCAACGCAAUCGUCAAUAUGCAUACAGUCAGAUGUCAUCUACUACUGGCUCAAGACAAUGGGAAGAACUUGUUGAGAGAGCUUCUGAUAUUCGUCGCUGCUUGGGAUCUGCGAGAGGAAGAGCUCUACUUCAAAUUCAUGGUCAAGAUCAUGGAGGCGAUCUUGGUCAAUGGCUUGAUGCCUUAUGCAUACCACGCUUUCCGGGACAAGUCCAGAUCCAAAGACAUCAUUUCCCCAGCUCAAGCGGUCAUCAUGAAGCUGCUCACAAACAUCUUUAGAGCAAGAGCUGAGGCGUCCAAGACGAACCCACAACCCAGUGAUUCGUAUCCGUUGAGAGUUGAUGUGCACAUCGUCAACUUCAUCUUCACCGAGUUCCGCCAGCACAUCAUCCCGCAAACAUGCGCGCUCAUCUUCCUGCAAGGCAAGAUUCACCAGAAUUUGGCCUCUCCAGAAGAUUUCCCGCUCAACUUGUGGGACAUGGAACGUAUGUACGAAGGCGUGUACCAAUAUCUCGAAUUCUUUGCGGUGCUCACUGAAGAGAGCAUCUGGAAGGAUGUCAUGGCACAGUGGGAAGUCGCGAGUGAGCUUGUGACAUUGCUGAAGGAGCUCGAAGCUGCGAUCCCUAAACUUGGACCCGGAGGCACAUCACACGGACCCAUUCCCAGACGCCCAGCUCCCCAUCAACAGAAUCACAACUACCAGCCGCCAGCCCACAACUACCCACCUCCGCCAGCACCGCCGCAGAACCUCAAGCCCUUGCCGAUCAGCGUGGAGCGACCAUUCGAUCUGUCUCCAGAUCUCGCCAACACUCUUCCUCCCCUCCCCGUCCCACCAACAGACGCCAGCGCCCAACCGCCCAACACCACAAUCUUCGAAGCCGAGACGCCCUUGGCCUACCCCGAGGACCCCCAAGACGAGCCCUCCGACUUCGAAUGGCGCAACCUCAAGAAACUCACCGUCCUCGUGCUCUCCUCGCUAAUUUGGAAGAACCGCAAAGUGCAAGAUCAAGUACGCGAAUACGGAGGUUUGGAAGCUUUGGUGGGCUGCUGCCGCCACGACGAACACAAUCCUUAUAUCCGCGAACACGCUAUCAUGUGUUUGAGAUUUGCAGUCGAGAACAAUGAGGACAAUCAGGGCGUCAUCAAGGAUAUGGCUGGUAUGGCUGCUUCGGAGCACACACGCAUUCCUACUUACGCCGAGAUCCCGCAUGGCAAGCUCACCCAUCCUGAUCAAUUGAUUCCUUUCCAAGUGCCGCCUGUACCGCAGGAAGUACUCGACACCAAUGGCUACGAGACUUUUAUGGAUGGAAAGGGUCAAGUUGGCUUGAGAAGAAAAGACAUCAAUGUCUCUUCUGGCCCGCAGAAACCUCGUCCCCAUCCUAAGAUGACGGCAGAGAAGGCCGCUGAGCUCAUGCAAACAGCCCUCCGCGAUCUCCCUCUUGGCGACAAAAUCCUUCUGGAUAAAGAGAAGAAGGAAGCUCUUGCUAAGCUAGACAGGGCGUUUUCCUAG
Aureobasidium namibiae CBS 147.97 is the source of this 3177-nucleotide messenger RNA. RefSeq lists its product as uncharacterized. Gene Ontology annotation, cellular component: cytosol. Lineage: Eukaryota; Fungi; Ascomycota; Dothideomycetes; Dothideales; Saccotheciaceae. The record is from RefSeq and is a predicted model, not a curated record. Bases 1 to 3177 code for a protein of 1058 amino acids. The transcript is spliced from 2 exons.